UUCUUAGUUAGGAAAAUUAGGAUUCCAGAUUUUAUAAGAAAAGGAUGGUAAAGUAUUUUCUACAAGAAAUAAUAGGGAGAACAGAUGCUCCAGUAAUGUUGGAGCAGGACCUACAUUUUUAUUAUACCCAUGAUGUUAAAUGAAAAAACCUGAAUCGAUUCACUUUGUACUUGGUAAAUUUCAUUCAGGGACAGACCUGAGGGAAACCUUGCAGAUUCAGCUAACAAUAACAGCCAAUAAACUCCCAUUGUUAAACAUUAAUAUAUGUUUACUUUUCCAAAUGGCAGUCUUGAAUAUGAUAUUUCAGUGACCCUCACGGAGAUAAACUGAGGUAUAAAGUACUGGGUGCAUGAAAUUUACGGCUUCUUUCAUGCUUCUUAGUCCAGCUAUUGUAAAGAUGCAGCUUUUCUCUACUGUCCUUUUUCUUGUCACGAUGUGCCUUGCAUCAGCCUCUGAUAAAAGAAUUCUUCGUGCUAAUGGUGCCUUUGCUAGCAGGGCAAAUGUCAGCAUGCUGACUGUUAGCAAUGGAGGACCCUGGGGCUAUUGGACAUGGACGGACGUGUGUCCAGAAGGGUCAUAUGCCAUUGGAUUUAGUACAAAGGUAGAAGAGUACGGAGGAGGUGCUUUUGAUGACACGGCACUCAAUGGAAUCCGUCUAUUCUGUUCCACCGCACAGACCAGCCACAUUAUGUACACUGUUGAAUCUGAAGCAGGAGAGUAA
Varanus komodoensis (Komodo dragon) is the source of this 721-nucleotide messenger RNA. RefSeq names its product vitelline membrane outer layer protein 1 homolog. The transcript is spliced from 2 exons. The record is from RefSeq and is a predicted model, not a curated record. Bases 350 to 721 code for a protein of 123 amino acids. Lineage: Eukaryota; Metazoa; Chordata; Lepidosauria; Squamata; Varanidae.